Molecule: messenger RNA, 1323 nt
Organism: Pleuronectes platessa (European plaice)
Lineage: Eukaryota; Metazoa; Chordata; Actinopteri; Pleuronectiformes; Pleuronectidae
Gene: ccdc169
Product: coiled-coil domain containing 169
Exons: 8
Coding region: 141-968 (275 amino acids)
Source: RefSeq, a predicted model, not a curated record
UUUAAUAAAGAGAGUAAUUUCUCUCAAUUUAAACCAGUUUUAAAUUUUAAGACAUUUUUAAAUCCAUAUCUCAACCUCCCGCCAAAGUAGCUGCCUUGUUUCCGGCACGGCCCUUAAAGCAGCCGGAAGUAGCGGUCUCCAUGGAAACCCGCCAGGCACAAACUUGCCGUCGGUUGUUUAUACACAGAAACGUGGCUACAGACAGAAACAUGGCUACAGACAGAAACAUGGCUACAGACAGCGAGUUCAGCAAGUACGAUGCGACGCGUCUGCAGGAGGAGCUGGAGCAGGAGAAGGAGAUGAGGGAAAUGCUGGAGGAGUCGGUGAGUGACCUGCGGGGAACCAUGCGGGAGCUGCAGGAGCGACUCCACAGUGUGGAUGGAGAGGGUAACGAGUGGAAGACGAGGUAUGAGACCCAGACUGAGCUCAACGGACAGCUGGAGAGACAGAUCUCACUCAUUCACGAGAGACUGGAGGACCUGCGAGGGAACCCCAUGGAUCGAUUGGCUUCCAUCCGGUCUUAUGAUGACAUGGCAGUAGAAACACUGAGGCAGCGUCUGAAGCUCCUGAGCGAAGAGAAGAGCGACCUCCGGACUCAGCUGACGGACUGUCACCUCAGAACCGAGCAGGAGGGAAAGGCGUUUCAUAAAACCAACGACGAGAGACGGGCGUAUCUUUCAGAAAUUGCCAAGCUGUCCUCCACCAUCGAGGCCCAAAGAAGACAGUACUCUACCAGGCCACAAGGGGCGCUAGACAGCAAGCUGAGGAGCUCAGUGAGGCACAACAGAGGGAAGCAGAGCAGCAGGAAUGCAGAGGCUCAUCCUAAGAAAGGAAAAGAAAGAGAAGAAGAAGGUGGAGGAGGAGCGAACAUGAAAGGAGGAGGUGGCUGUGGAGCGACAGCAGAGAGGAGAGAAGAGGACAGGUCCCAAAGGGGGAACAGGUUACCCACCAUAAAGCACUGUACCUGAAAACACAGUCCCUGACCCAGACCUGAUGUUAGAGGCCCUUUCUUUAAAUACAGUAAAUGUUGCUCUCUUCUGCAUAUGAUGGACAGAAGGCAGAAGAUAUUUUCUAUAUUCUUUUUUAUUUGUGAAUUGAAUUUUGUAUUUCUGUACAUGUCAGAUUCAUAUGUUUUUGUAAACAUUUCUCAAAAGUGGUUCUUAGGUUUUCUACCCACAUGCCACAGCCAGUAUCACAAUCCAGUGUUUUUAUUAUACAACUCAAACAGUGUUACACUGAACUCAUGGUAUAGAAAUGUCACAUUUAUAAUGAAGUCUGGCAUCUCUAUAGGGAGAGAUAUUAGAGAUGGCAGAUAUUACAAGC